Photinus pyralis (common eastern firefly) is the source of this 1884-nucleotide messenger RNA. Its product is annotated as calcium homeostasis endoplasmic reticulum protein-like. Gene Ontology annotation, biological process: intracellular calcium ion homeostasis. Gene Ontology annotation, molecular function: nucleic acid binding. The transcript has 5 exons. NCBI's taxonomy places the organism in Eukaryota, Metazoa, Arthropoda, Insecta, Coleoptera, Lampyridae. The record is from RefSeq and is a predicted model, not a curated record. Bases 192 to 1805 code for a protein of 537 amino acids. Gene Ontology annotation, cellular component: perinuclear region of cytoplasm.
UCACAUAUAAAAUUAAAAUUAAAUUAUUCGGAUUGAAAUUCCUUUAAUUGCGGAAAUCCUUUCACAUUUGUGAAGAUACUCGAAACUUUUGUUUUGAGUGGUUUUUUUUUUCGGAUUGCUUGCGACUUCCCCCUCAAUAUUGACCUCAUUACAUGCACAUCUGUGUUUUCAAUUCAAUAUCGCCUUGAUGUAUGUGCAGCGCGCGGAAAAAUGCCACAGAGUUGAAAGACGCACUUGCAAGUGUAGUGGUGCCAAUGUUUUGUAAUGCAAGUAUCGGGGCAACUGACGAGCAGAAAAAUAAAUUAGAUAAAUUAUUAAGAUUAUGGGAGUCGAAGGCUAAUUACUUAGCGACGGAAACCGUCGAGCAAAUGCGCCAACCGGUCGCUAGCUACCAACAAUUCAAGACCGACCAGGUCUCCAAGUUCGCGUCGGAAGUGGCGCCGUUAGCGCAACAGACGAAGGCGACGUAUGAUGGAUAUCAAGCACAGCACCAGGCGUUCGUUUGCCACGCGAUGGCGCAGAUUCUCGAGCUGCAACAGCAAGUGCAGAAUAUUGAGGCCCAAAUUCAGUCGCAACCGCCUCCUCCCAUUACCUCCAACAUUCCGAAGUCAUCGCCGGUGAUGAACACGAACAUAAUACCCCUCGACGCUCUUCAGGCCAACCUGCAGCAAACGAUGGCGCAACAAUCGACCAACGAAAACGGAUCGCAGGUUCAACACUUGGGAAUGAAUCCCCCCAAUCCCGAUUUGGUUCCGUCCGAAAGCCCAAACUUUCUGCCACCAAUGAAUCCCUCGGUACCACCACCUUUAAUGUCCCAGAAUAACCUUGACGUUCCGCAAUUCUCCCAGCCUCCUCCCGGAUUUUUCCCGCCUCCCGGCUUGUUCCCCGACUUCUCCAAGCCUCCCCCCGGUUUCGCGCCGCCGCCAGAGCCCGUUCACGAAGACCUACUGCCUUCGGUUCCAUACUACGACCUUCCGGCCGGCCUCAUGGUCCCACUAAUAAAGUUGGAAGACACCUCUUUUAAACCGUUAGAUCCUAAAGAUAUUAGGUUGCCACCGCCGCAACCUCCGACCGAACGAUUGCUUGCUGCCGUGGACGCAUUUUAUUCACCGCCGACGCACGAACGUCCCAGGGACAGUGAGGGUUGGGAAAAGCUAGGACUAUACGAAUACUACAAGGCAAAAAAUAGCGCUAAAAGAGACAAAGAAGAUGCAAUAAAUUCAGGUCUUCGAGAGAAAUCGCGAUCGCCGAGUCCCAUACAGUUACCAGUCGAGAAAGAGCCCUCGCCACCUAGACGACGAUACACGAGUCUAUCGCCAUCACCUCAAAGAAACAGGCGUUCGCGGUCGAGAAGCCCGCGAAGGAGUCGGCGACGCAGUCGAAGCAGGCGCAGGAACAGCAGACGAAGCUCGUCACAUUCGAAGUCGCGCUCGCGUUCGCGAUCUCCCGUGCCUCAGCCGAAGGUCGUCGUCCGAUCUCCGUCCCCUCCACCUACGCUCUUCAGCGCAACUCCCACAUUCACAAGCAUAGAAACUCAACAAGAGCUGGAUUCGAGCAACAAGGGGCAUCAGAUGUUGCGCAAAAUGGGAUGGGGUGGUAGCGGUCUGGGAGCGAACGAACAAGGAAUUGACUCGCCAAUAUCCGGCGGCGACGUGCGCGAUCGACAGGAUCAGUUUAAGGGCAUAGGAUGUGAUCUGAACGACCCGUAUGAAAACUUCCGUAAAAACAAGGGAGCCGCUUUUAUUACCAGGAUGAAGGCAAGGGCCGAAGAACGAGCGAAUGAAAGUAGUAUGAGUAGUGUAUGAAUGACGUUGGAGUAACGUAUGCGAGACUUUUUUGUAAAUAGGUGUAGAAGAUAUUAAUAAAAUGAUAUUUGUAAGCUCU